AUGUCGAGCAUUACCAAUAAUGGAAAGGAAGCUCCGCAGCGGGCAGAUGUCGAGUACCAAGUCGGGUACCUAAAGUGUUACCAAUGUCAAUCCCGAAGACGGGUUGCCUACCCUGCUACUUGCAGAUCAAACGUACUAGAAGCCUGGGAAAGGUUCGGGUGUUGGCACGUCGGUUGUGUCUGUAAUCAGGUACAGCCAAAACGCAACGUGGUGUUUACUGACAGGACGCGCGAGAAAAUUCGAACAUUGUUCCAGGAAGCUAUACCGGCAGACUUUGCCCAACGAUUAGAAGCAUCAGCUACACGGACGAUUUUGGUUACAAGUGGGAAAGAAAUUGCCGCACGCGCAAACAUGGUUUGGGACCCAGCACGAAGUGACCACAUUGACGAAUGUCCCUUCCAUGCGACACAACAUUGGCGAUCCAAGAAUUAUAACGCUGAGAAGCGAGCCGCCCGUGCGCGGAACAACAGCGCUUCGUAUGCUUGGUGGUCAGGGUUGCCUAUUGCGCAGCGAAAAGAAUUUAAAGUAUAUGAUAUCGAAAGGGACGGCACAGAGUUGGGAGAUGUUAGCCGUAACCCUUGCUCGCAAGGCGCAUCAGCGAGUAGUUCUAGUUACCGCGAAGACCCACCGACCUCAUCAGGGUUAGGGUAUUUGGAUUAUCCCGCGCCGGCGUGGGACGAGAUCUUUACCGCGCAAUCUGACGUAGAGGUGGACGACGAGUCAGAUCAUGACGAUUUAGCCCCCGGCGGCAGAGAGUGGAGAGUCGAGAAAGUCGUACGGGUACGAAACCGGGCUCGCCCUCGUGAGGCAAUGGAGCAACGGGCGCUGCAAAAGCUAGUAGACGCUGGCAAAAAGAUCAAGAAUGUAACUGCAUGGCGGGCAUUGCGGAAUGCAGGAGCACUAUCUGAAAGCAUGGGCACCCACAGCCAUGCGGACGAUGUUGGUCGCCGCGCCCUGAGUAGAAUCAUGCGGUCGUGGGUCGCUGUACAUACGGGACUGAAUAUUAAGCGAAAGCUGUACGCGCUAUCGCAGCGGAACGCGAAGUUCAGCGGUGCGGAGCAGGACCCAGUCCACCGCUUUGAGAACGUUUUACGGACAUGGCAGAAUUGGCGAUUGGCCAAAGAGGAGGCCCGAAGAAAUUACUCGCGGGUGUACAACAGGACUCCGAUCCGUGAAACAGAUUACAUGGACAUAGUGAACGUUGACGAAGUAGGAGUCUCAGUUAUAUACGGCGAGAGUGGGGGGUAUGAGUUCCAGCCCCGCGUUGGAGAUGGGCAACCAGAUAGCGCGCAUCGCAAGUCACAGUUUCGAGCGCAGCGAAGAUGUCAAACGACUAUGUCGGCAAUGGUCUGGAUGUGCAGCGAUCCGGUAUUACGACUCCCCGACCCUGCGGUCGUCGCUGGCCAUAAAUACCUUGGUCCACAAAGCGAUAGAGCGAAGCAACGGAAGCGGAACGUGGAAAAAGCUUUGGAAAUCUGGGGUCGUUUGCACGUUGCAUCUGAUAAGGAUAGUAUGAUCGGGCGAGUAUCGAAAGAACUAUUCUGGGACGAGAUGCUGAAAUUUGGUAAACACAAACAAACUACACGAUGCAAAAACCGGGCGACCCUGUUGCUGCUAGACGAUUCCCCAUCUCACAAGCUGGACGAGUCUAAACGCGCACACCUACGUGGAGAGUACAUGAUCUACAUUGUUGAGAUCUGUGGCGGAGUAACGGGGCUAAUGCAGCCCGUGGAUUGUCAAGACGCAGCGAGAAUUAUCAAAAAGAUCGGGCAUCAUUUUUCGAUGCGGCAUUUAGUUAUGGCGGUCACGCUGCACACAUAGAUAUAGUAACCCAAUAACCAACAUUAGACAUGAACUUUGCGCUAAGGUCAACGCGAUUGUCGAAUGCCCAGAGUUUUGGGCAGCACUUCGGUACCGUGAAGCCGGCUGGUGGCAUAAGGCUGAGAACUUUUACUGUUGCGGCUUCCGUCUAGAUGAGGAUGGGCCCGGUGCCGUGCGGCACUCUUUGCACAGCUUCAUGUGCGAGGUGCAGGAAUCGAAUCCUACGAAGUGCGAGGAGAUUGAGCGUGAAGUUGGCAUGACAAUGCUCGUUGCGCCCAAGCGCAAGCAAGGCGAUGGAAUCGAGCUAGUAAAUACAUAA
Molecule: messenger RNA, 2140 nt
Organism: Amoebophrya sp. A25
Lineage: Eukaryota; Dinophyceae; Syndiniales; Amoebophryaceae
Source: the annotation of a GenBank genome assembly